Messenger RNA from Bolinopsis microptera, 418 nucleotides. RefSeq names its product leptin receptor overlapping transcript-like 1. Gene Ontology annotation, cellular component: endosome. Gene Ontology annotation, biological process: late endosome to vacuole transport via multivesicular body sorting pathway. The record is from RefSeq and is a predicted model, not a curated record. NCBI's taxonomy places the organism in Eukaryota, Metazoa, Ctenophora, Tentaculata, Lobata, Bolinopsidae. The transcript has 7 exons. Bases 35 to 418 code for a protein of 127 amino acids.
CAAAUAAUUUGAGGUAUACGCUCCUUGAGAUGCGAUGCGAUCCACUAUAAGUGGUAUCAUAGGACUGUCCUUCUCGUUCUCAGUCGGAGUACUCUUACUUUCCCUUGGCUGUGCUCUCUAUCACAACUGGUGGCCUGCGUUUGUUGUGAUAUUCUACAUAUUAGCUCCCAUACCGUACAGUUUAACUCAACGGUACAGCGAGACUUCCUACUCUGGCUCUAACUGUGGUCUUGAAGUUGCCCUCUUUCUUACCUCUGUUCUUGUUAUCUCAGCUUACGGUUUUGUGGUCGUCCUCGCACAUCAUCAAACUAUCGCCCGAGGAGCUCUCUGGCUAUUGAUUGGUGCUGACACUGUUAUGUUCAGUACCAUCCUUGCUUAUUUCAUACUAUUCAACGACGACGACGACUUUUCGUACUAA